AUGGAUAGUCCACCAGCUUUUAUCUUAGUCGAUGCUUUUAUCGCAGGCCUGUUUCAUCAUGCAUCUAGUUGGAAAGAUGUGCUUUCGCUAUUAUUAGUAUGUCAACAGUUCAACUAUAUUGGACAGAAACAAGCAAUCAACGUCCCCUUCCACAUUAACGCCGAUUUCGGUUGUGGAAAGUUCGCAGCUCCUUCAACAAUGGCAACAGUAGUACACAUUGAUUGUAAUUCUUACACCGAGGAAGCUGUCUUCAACUAUAUCGUAACUUCUUUCACAAGCUGCUUUGUCGUUGGCAUUAAUUUUAAUGACUUAAACAAGUUGUCGACAAUUAAAAAGAUAUGUAAGACUGUUUUAAGGAAAGGAAUAUCGUUGGAUAUACUUGAUUCUUGUAAUACAAAGGUGCACGAUAUCAUUUACACGCUCACCAAGAAAUACAGUGAAAAAUACAAAGAUUACAAAAUGAAACAAAGUGGAUCGAAACUCAUCAAAAGGAAACAUUCUGAAGAUGACUUCAUUAUGCUGCGAGUUCCCAAAGAUACUCGAUUAAGACAGAAGUUUUCAUUAGCGCAUCUAUUGCAUAUUGACGUUCUGCCAAACGUAAAUAGCAAUGUUGAAAAUCCCUUCGCCACCAUUAGCCAUAUAACUAUGUACAAAGAUAUUAUAAAUAUUUCAUUCUUUACUUCUGGUUUUGAUGAAGCAUCUUCUCAGAUUCAACAAUUCAUAAACUGUAUUAUCAAAUUUAAUGGAUUCUCAUUAUUGGUCAAUAGCUUCGAUGUGUUCUAUCAUAAUCAUAAGUAUUAUGACGAUUGUGCUCAUGCCUUAAACAGAAUUGACCGAGUAAUCACAGCUAGGGUUUCUCGCAAAACAUACACUGAUAAACAAUUUAUGGAAAUCUCAAUAUUUGCUGGUUAUUAUGAGCUGUUGGUCGUAGCUGGAUAUAUUCACAAGCAUGGGUCAAUUACCCCAUUCUUAGGAUCGUCAGUAGGCAAUUUCAAAUUAGAUGAAGAUACUACUACAUGUAUCAAAGUCCCUGCUCUUGCGUCAGAGUUCAUUUGUACCAAGCGUCUUUUGAACCAGUAUGUAAAACGUCGCUCUCAUAAUUUAUGGGGAUUUCAUUGUGCACGAUCUUUUGCAGGAGGCAUUUACCCUAUUUCACCUAUUGAGCUAAUGAAUCAUGCUAGUCAGAAAGCUAGGAUGCUCAAUAAUCAUCAUUUCAACUCUGUUGUUCUUCACCUAUUUUCAUCUCCAAAGGCGAUAAAAAGCAAGGAUUUGGAAGCACUAUGGUCGCUGAUAAUCCGUUUACCUUUCUUCAAAACAAAGAUGGAAGCAGUCAGUACAACACCAACAAACUUCGCUGAAAUGUCUGAUAUUUUGAAAAAAAUCAAAGAUGAUAGCCAUACAGGAUCUUUGAUUCAUAUUCUUGGCUCUUUACAAUUAAAAACACCUUGCUUUUUCUUAUCACUUUAUGGUGAGACAGUUGCAAAAGACAUUGCACUAAAAAUUGUGACACCCCUAUAA
Molecule: messenger RNA, 1518 nt
Organism: Mycotypha africana
Lineage: Eukaryota; Fungi; Mucoromycota; Mucoromycetes; Mucorales; Mycotyphaceae
Exons: 2
Coding region: 1-1518 (505 amino acids)
Source: RefSeq, a predicted model, not a curated record